Messenger RNA from Guillardia theta CCMP2712, 1266 nucleotides. RefSeq lists its product as hypothetical. The coding region runs from base 1 to 1266 and encodes 421 amino acids. The transcript is spliced from 9 exons. Lineage: Eukaryota; Cryptophyceae; Pyrenomonadales; Geminigeraceae. The record is from RefSeq and is a predicted model, not a curated record.
AUGUUCAGCACCCCUGCUGGAGGAAUGGCGGCAGGAAAUGUGCCGCGGAGGAGAAAGGGGGCAACUGAAGAAGAGGAGGAGCGAAGGGGAGACUGGCUGCUAAGAGAACCCAAGAACACUGAGUGGGUCCUCCGCUCUUUCAACAGGAGCAAGCCCUUCCAGUUCCAAGUGGCGAGCAGCCAUAGAGCGCUGGGUUCAUCGAGACUGUCACAGCCCGAUAGCAAGUCAAACUUGACACAGUUCAGCGUAAUGCCUGAUACAGGCCUUCUAUUCAGCAGGGAAGAAAAGUUGAAGUUUGCUAGUAGAAUGUUGAACAGGCUGUUGAGCAACAACAAGAAAGUCUACUCGCCGUCAUCGAGUGAUCGGGGGAACGAGCCACGGCUCUCGACCGAGCCGAUGAGGAGGUCAAGCCUUGUGGAGAGCAUCCAAAACAACAUCGUUAUCCAAGACUCUCUCUGCACUGCACGCGCAGCAUUGACAAGUAGCAAGAUAAGGUCCAGAGCCGACGUCAAGAGAUACGAAUCGCCUCAGCCGUCUCCCACACAAGACUUGUCUCAGAUCGACGAACUACAGCCGAGCAUCGCAAAAAUGCGAACGGAGAACCAUGAGCAGUCCGCUCAGUCACCCGGAAUGUUCGAAGCUUCGCACCAUGAAACUGACACCACAGAACAGAAGAAAGAAUCUUACAUGGACAAACAUUACCAAGAUCGAAGGAUGUAUCAGAACAAAAUGUAUACAGUCCUUGUCCAAGGAUCAGAACAAGAAAACGAGAUCAUAGACGAUGAUGAAGAAGCUCAUGACAUCAACAAUACAACGAACAAGUUGGUCAACGAUCGAUGGUGGGUUAGAAGCCGAAACGAGUCAAGAAACCAUGAUUUCUUGGCUCCCAGGUCCAAUCAGCAGAAACCAAGAUCUAACAGCGUUACAGUACUUCCAUCAAAGGAAUCCGAUCAGCAGAGUUAUCUUUGCAAUCCUUCACCGAUUGUUCCUUUCACGGGCGGGAGCGAUCGUCAGGCAAUGGCUCUGUCGAACAUCCACUGGUUGUCAGACAACGAGUUGUCUAUAGACGACACGAUGAAAACUCUGGAAGCCUCCCCCAUCCAGACCAUCCUGCGCCAUGAGGAUUCUUUGAGCCCCUGGGGCUUGUCGAGGGGAACAGGCACUUCCUUUCAGUCUCUUCCAGUCUCGCUGAUCGGUCACUACAGGGAGGUCACCGGCGGGUUCAAGUCUCAGCCGGACCCAUCCAAGGAACAAACGCUGAGGUGA